AUGAAUAAUUCAAUGGACUGCGCACCCGAAGCCACCUUGUGCAACGGCACAUCCUGCGUGGUGCCUGAGAGCAACUUCAAUGCCAUUCUCAGCGUGGUCCUGAGCACUGUGCUCACCAUCCUGCUGGCCAUGGUCAUGUUCUCCAUGGGAUGCAACGUGGACAUCAAUAGAUUCCUCUGGCAUAUGAAGCGGCCAUGGGGCAUCUGUGUGGGCUUCCUCUGCCAGUUUGGAAUCAUGCCCCUCACUGGAUUCAUCUUGUCAGUGGCCUUUGACGUCCUCCCGCUCCAAGCCGUGGUCAUCCUCAUCAUGGGGUGCUGUCCCGGAGGAACGUCCUCCAACAUCUUGGCCUAUUGGGUUGACGGCGAUAUGGAUUUGAGCGUCAGCAUGACCACCUGCUCCACGCUGCUGGCCAUGGGGAUGAUGCCGCUGUGUCUCUUCAUCUACACCAAGAUGUGGACCGACGCGGGGACCAUCGUGAUUCCCUACGACAGCAUCGGUACAUCUUUGGUGGCUCUGGUGAUUCCUGUUUCCAUUGGGAUGUAUGUUAACCACAAAUGGCCCGAGAAAGCCAAGAUCAUUCUUAAGGUGGGCUCCAUCGCCGGCGCCAUCCUGAUCGUGCUCAUAGCUGUGGUCGGCGGGGUUCUGUACCAGAGUGCCUGGAUCAUCGCUCCCAAGCUCUGGAUUAUAGGAACCAUCUUCCCCAUGGCUGGCUACUCCCUCGGGUUUUUCCUGGCUCGCAUAGCUGGGCAGCCCUGGCACAGGUGCCGGACGGUGGCUCUGGAGACGGGCAUGCAGAACACACAGCUGUGCUCCACCAUCGUGCAGCUUUCUUUCACGCCCGAGGAGCUCAACGUCGUCUUCACUUUCCCGCUCAUCUACAGCAUCUUCCAGCUGGCCUUCGCGGGCAUAUUCCUGGGCAUCUAUGUGGCAUACAAGAAAUGUUACCAGAAAAACAGAGGGGAACUUCCAGAGAUUGAAGGUACAGAGACAGUGCCUGAUUCACCACACUGUCAAGUGAAUGAAGGAUUUCAAGCUGAUACAAGUGGACACUAA
This is a messenger RNA of Condylura cristata (star-nosed mole), 1053 nucleotides long. It is a transcript of the gene SLC10A2, whose product is annotated as solute carrier family 10 (sodium/bile acid cotransporter), member 2. The transcript has 6 exons. Gene Ontology annotation, biological process: bile acid and bile salt transport. Lineage: Eukaryota; Metazoa; Chordata; Mammalia; Eulipotyphla; Talpidae. The record is from RefSeq and is a predicted model, not a curated record. Gene Ontology annotation, cellular component: apical plasma membrane. Bases 1 to 1053 code for a protein of 350 amino acids. Gene Ontology annotation, molecular function: bile acid:sodium symporter activity.